AUGAAGCGCAAGCAUUCCAACACAGCGGCGCUGGCGAACACCCACACGGACACUGCUCCUCCGCCAGCGGCAGCAGCGGAGCCGGCGGCGAGAGAGCGUGUGGCGGAGGGCUUGAGCUUGCACCUCUCCAGCAACAGCACCGGGUACAGGGGCGUGCGGGAGCACUCUGGCCGCUUCCAGGCGCAGCGCAUGGUGGACGGGAGGGCGGACUACCUGGGCACCUUCGGCACGGCGGUGGAGGCGGCGGUGGCGUACGCGCGGGCUGCCGGCGAGUACCAGCCUCCGGCGGUAGCGACGGAGGCGGAGGGCUUGCGCCUGCACCUCUCGAGCAGAGGCAGGACCGGCUACAAGGGCGUGUAUAUUCACAGAGGGCUGAUGACUCCGGCCCAACGGAUGGACGCGCCGCCGCGUGUCGUGCUGGGACUGCCCUUCUUUGCGCAGGUGGACGGAAGACCCGCGCAGGGCUUAGGCUCUUACGCCACGGCGGUGGAGGCGGCGGUGGCCUACGCGCGGGCGGUCGGGGAGUACACGCCUCCACCUCCGCCACCGGCAGCAGCCGAGCCAGCGGCGGCGCCAGCAGCGGCAGAGCCAACUACGCAGGCUCCGGUGACGCAGGCCCGGUUGCGUGUUCGCCACGUAGGACCAGAGGCGACUCUUCGAGGAGGGUCGAGCGGCGGCAUCGUCGACGUCGAUUGCGCGGUGGACGCUCUCGUGGCGGCGGUGCUCGCUGGAGCCCCCCGCGCUGUGCAGGACCCUUGGGGCUGCUUUGGGCUGCAGCGGUUGACGGGCCGCGAGGCGAGCCGGAAGCGGUACCUGCAGCUGGUGCGGCGGCUCCACCCGGAUCGGUGCGGCCACCCGCGCGCCGGAGAGUGCUUCGCGCUCGUCGAGGAGGCGUGGCGAGCCAUCGAGGCGCGCGGGGAGGGCAAGCGGAGCGCCGGAUAG
Messenger RNA from Emiliania huxleyi CCMP1516, 942 nucleotides. RefSeq lists its product as hypothetical. Gene Ontology annotation, molecular function: DNA binding; DNA-binding transcription factor activity. The record is from RefSeq and is a predicted model, not a curated record. Gene Ontology annotation, biological process: regulation of DNA-templated transcription. The coding region runs from base 1 to 942 and encodes 313 amino acids. Lineage: Eukaryota; Haptophyta; Isochrysidales; Noelaerhabdaceae. The transcript is spliced from 3 exons.